Molecule: messenger RNA, 708 nt
Organism: Eimeria acervulina
Lineage: Eukaryota; Apicomplexa; Conoidasida; Eucoccidiorida; Eimeriidae
Exons: 2
Coding region: 1-708 (235 amino acids)
Source: RefSeq, a predicted model, not a curated record
AUGGGGAGCAGCAGUAGCUGCUGCAGCAGCAGCAGCAGCAUUUCGUGGAGUGCUGCAGAAGCGCAAGGCGCAGCAGCAACAGCAGCAGCAAAAAUGCUGAACGUGCAGUUGCUGCAGCAGCAACAAGAGCACAGCCAGGUGCAGAAGCACCUCCCCCAACAGACUCGUAUACAGCACCACCAGCUGCAGCAGCAGCAGCACCUCCUGCAGCAGCCUCUUAUACAGCAGCACCAGCUGCAGGAGCAGCAGCACCAGCUGCAGAAGCAGCGGCACCAUCUGCUGCAGCAGCAGCAUCAGUUGCAGCAGCAGCAGCACCUUCCGCAGCAGCAUCAUAUACAGCAGCACCAGCUGCAGCAGCGGCAACACCAGCUGCAGCACCAGCUGCAACCGCAGCAGCACCUUCCGCAGCACCAUCAUAUACAGCAGUACCAGCUGCAGCAGCAGCAACACCAGUUGCAGCAUCAUAACCAACAACUGCAGCACCAGCUGCAGCAGCAGCAGCACCAGCUGCAGCAGCAGCAGCACCAGCACCAACAGUUGCAGCAUCAUAACCAACAACUGCAGCACCAGCUGCAGCAGCAGCAGCACCAGCUGCAGCGGCAGCACCACGAGCUGCACCAGCAGCAGCACCAGCUGCAGCAGCAGCAGCACCAGCUGCAGCAGCAGCAGCACCAGCUGCAGCAGCCGCUCGUACAUGUUAGUUUCUAG